Camarhynchus parvulus is the source of this 2178-nucleotide messenger RNA. It is a transcript of the gene TFR2, whose product is annotated as transferrin receptor 2. The record is from RefSeq and is a predicted model, not a curated record. The transcript has 17 exons. NCBI's taxonomy places the organism in Eukaryota, Metazoa, Chordata, Aves, Passeriformes, Thraupidae. Gene Ontology annotation, cellular component: external side of plasma membrane. Gene Ontology annotation, biological process: endocytic iron import into cell. The coding region runs from base 1 to 2178 and encodes 725 amino acids.
AUGGAGACGCUGCGUCGCUGCUUCCACGGACGGCCCCCCGGGGGGGGUCCCGUCUCCUAUUCCCGGCACAGGAACCCCCGCGAGGGGAGGGAGGAGGAGGAGGAGGGGGCGGAGCCAAUGGUGCGGCUGCCGCGCCCCCGGACACGCCCCCGGCGCAGACCACGCCCCUGGCUCCACCCCCUGGCCACGCUGGCCCUGGGCUCGGCCACCGCGUUCCUAUUGGGGCUGUUGGUUGCCGGCCUUGGCCACACCCCCUGCAAGGGCGGGGCCGUGGGGGCGGGGCCUCUCCCGGGAGGCUCCACCCCCGAUUUGGUUUGGGGCGGGGCCAGCGCGGAGGCUCCGCCCCCCCGGCCCCGCCUGCGGGAGCUGCUGCGGCGACACCUGAGGGAGGAGAGGGUGGAGCAGUGGGCCAGGGAGGUCAGCUCGGGGCCGCACGGGGCGGGUUCGGGGCGUGGCCGAGCUCUCGCCCAAUCAGUGCUGAGCGCCAUGGCAGGGGCGGGGCUGAGCCGGGCCUGGAGCCGCCCCCAGCCCCUCCCCCUCCCAGUCCGGGGGGCGGUGUCCCUGGCCUGGGUGGGGCCGGGGGGGGCGGAGCUGGAGCGGCUCCCGCUGGACCCGGAAGCGUUCUGCGCCUGGAGCGCCCCCGGCACCGCCACCGGCGGGCUGGUGUACGGGCACUACGGGCGCCCCCAGGACCUGGCGGAGCUGCGGGCGCGGGGGGUGACGCUGCCGGGACACCUGGCGCUGCUGCGGCUGGGGCGGGGCAGCCCCGCCCAACAGGUGCAGGAGGGGGCGGGGGACCCCUUCAGCCGGGGGUUCCCCUCCUUCCGCGGCCACGCCCCCGGGCCCCCCCCGGGGGUGCCCCCGAUCCCCGCCCACCCCCUGAGCGCCGCCACGGCCAUGAGGCUGAUGAGGUCCCUGGGCCCCCCCCUCGCCCCCCCGCGCUGGGGGGUCCCGGGGGGGUCGCUGCGGUUCCGGCCCCGCCCGGGGGGGCGGCGCCUGCGGCUGCGGGUGGGGGCGGGGACGUGCCCCGGGACCCUCACCAGCGUCUUCGGGGCCCUGCGGGGGCGCCUCGAGCCCGACUGUUACAUCAUCGUGGGGGCCCAACGCGAUUCGCUGGGGCCAGGGGCGGCGGCCUCGGGUGUGGGCACCGCCCUCCUGCUGGAGCUCGCCCAGUUCUUCGCCGCCAUUGGCCGAGAGGGGUUCCAGCUCCGCCGGACGCUCCUCUUCGUCAGCUGGGACGGCGCCGAGUUCGGGCACCUGGGCGCCACCGAGUGGCUCGAGGGCUACCCCGACCUCCUGCACACCAAAGUCGCCGCCUACGUCAGCCUGGACCGGCCCGUGCUGGGCGCCGAUCGCUUCGUGGUCCGGACCAGCCCCACCCUGGGGCCGCUGAUCGAGAGCGCCCUGGAGCAGGUGGAGAGCCCCAACGAGGGCGGGAAAUCCCUCCUGGAGCAGCUGCGGCGGCCGGGGCGGGGCUGGGAGAGCGACGUGAUCCGCCCCCUGCCCCCCGAGAGCGGUGCCUUCCCCUUCACGGCAGCCGCGGGGGUCCCGGCGCUGGAGCUCGGCUUCGAUGAGGCUCCGGGCGGCAGCGGCAGCGCCCGCGCGGCCCUGGGCACCCCCGAGGACACCCUGUCGCGGCUCGGAGCGCGGCUGCGGGGCCGCCUCCCCGCCGUGGCCCGCGCCGUGGCCGCCGUGGCCGCGCAGCUCCUGCUCCGCCUGGGCCACGACCCGCGGCUGCCGCUGGAGCCCGCGGCCAUCGGGGACGCGCUGGUGCGGCAGCUGGCGCCGCUGCAGGUGCGUGUAAACCAGUAUGGACCAGCCGAGGCGUCGCUGCUGUCCCCGUUCGUGUCCCCUCUGGUGUCCCCGUUCCGUCACGUCCUGCUGGGCCGGGGCGGGCACACGCUGGCGGCGCUGGUGGCCGAGCUGGGGACAGCGCGGGGGACACCGGGGGGUGGCACGGGGACACCGGGGGGUGGCACGGGGACACCUGUCCAGCUGCGGCUGGCGCUGCUGGCCUGGACCCUGCGCGGCACGGCCGGGGCGCUGGCGGGGGACAGCGGGGACAUCGGGGACAUCGGGGGGGGCCUCGAGGACAGCGGGGACUGCGGGGACAUGGGGGGGGCUGGGGACGGCUGGGGGGGCCUUGGGGACACGUGGGUUUGGGGACAUGGGGGGUGA